AUGCGCACCGCACAAGCUCUCUCCGUUUUCGCCCUCCUCGUCGGGAGCGGCCUUGCCACCCCGGUUCCGGCCUCCGGUGCCUACUACGACGGCGCCAGCAGCAUGCUCCAGCCUGUUUCGGCAGCUGCCGACUUUGACGACGCCGACGACACCGCCAUGCCCGCCUCGGCUGCUUUUUCUGCUGCCAACACCCGCUCGGCCAUUGCAGCCGCCGCCGACGAAGACGAUGACGCCGACACCCGCAUGCCCGUGUCGGCUGCUUCUUCCGCUGCCAACACCCGCACAGCCUUUGCGGCCGCUGCCGACGAAGACGAUGCCAACGAUGCCGACGACACCGCCAUACCCGUCUCGAGAGCUUUUUCUGCUGCCAGCACUCGCACAGCCUUUGCGGCUGCUGCCGACGAAGACGACACCGAGGACAGCGCCGACAGCGCCGACACCGCCGACACCGCCAUGCCCGUUUCGGCUGCCUCUGUCGGCACCCAGGGCCUCCGUGGAAACUCCAGAGCGGCUGCUGCUGCCGACGACCUGGCCGCGGCCGCCACCAACUCCAGCGAAUCGCCCCUGGCAGCUGCAGCCGGCGACAUAGCCAUCCCGCAGGGGUUCAAGAAGAUAGUGUUCCAGGACAACUUUGCCAAGCAAAAGGCGGGAGCGCUCCCGGACCAGGCAAAGUGGCUCAUCGACCUCGGCACGCAGUACCCCGGCGGGGCGGCCAACUGGGGAACGCAAGAGAUCCAGACCUACACCAACAACCCGGCCAACCUGGGCAUCAAGAACGGGGCGCUCACCAUCACGCCGGUCCGCAACGGCAACGCCUGGACCUCGGCGCGCAUCGAGACCAAGGCCGGCAGCGACGUGCAGUGCCCUCCCGGCGGCAAGCUGCGGGUCGAGGCGAGCCUCAAGCUCGCGGCCAGCGACCCGGCGACGCAGCUGGGGAUCUGGCCGGCGUUUUGGAUGCUGGGGCAGGGCUUCCGCACGGACCGCAACUCGUGGCCCAAGGUGGCCGAGAUCGACAUCCUCGAGGUGUCCAACGGCGUCGGCACCGUCUUCCACACGGCGCACUGCGGCGUCAUCAACGGCGGCCCCUGCAAGGAGAAGACGGGCCUGGGCGGCAGCGGCCAGUUCCCGCGCGGCAAGUUUGUAAAGGUCGCCGUCACCAUCGACCGCUCCAACAAGGCCGGCGGCUUCCAGCAGGAGAAGCUCGAGUGGUCCGUCGACGGCAAGGUCACCCACACCCUGACCGGCGCCGAGGUCAAGGACGCCGACGCCUGGGAGAACCUGGCUCGCACCCCCAAGAUGAUCCUGCUCAACGUCGCCAUCGGUGGCGAAUUCCCCGACGGAAAGGCCAAGAUCAAGACCCCCACUGCCAAGACCGUCGGCGGCGAGCCCAGCGCCAUGUCGGUCCAGUACGUUGCUGCCUUUAGCACCUAA
Molecule: messenger RNA, 1431 nt
Organism: Pyricularia oryzae 70-15
Lineage: Eukaryota; Fungi; Ascomycota; Sordariomycetes; Magnaporthales; Pyriculariaceae
Product: secreted glucosidase
Exons: 1
Coding region: 1-1431 (476 amino acids)
Biological process (GO): carbohydrate metabolic process
Molecular function (GO): hydrolase activity, hydrolyzing O-glycosyl compounds
Source: RefSeq, a predicted model, not a curated record